Molecule: messenger RNA, 601 nt
Organism: Cephus cinctus (wheat stem sawfly)
Lineage: Eukaryota; Metazoa; Arthropoda; Insecta; Hymenoptera; Cephidae
Product: U6 snRNA-associated Sm-like protein LSm4
Exons: 5
Coding region: 97-525 (142 amino acids)
Biological process (GO): nuclear-transcribed mRNA catabolic process; spliceosomal snRNP assembly; P-body assembly
Cellular component (GO): U6 snRNP; P-body; spliceosomal tri-snRNP complex
Molecular function (GO): U6 snRNA binding
Source: RefSeq, a predicted model, not a curated record
AAUACGUGUAUGUAUAGGACCAAAAGCAGUAGCGCUCAUAAGAGUUACAUUUUGUGUUUGUGUGCGUAGCGGUAUCUAUCUAAACAUUGAUUAAAAAUGUUACCGCUUUCCUUGCUGAGAACUGCUCAAAACCAUCCUAUGCUGGUUGAAUUGAAGAAUGGAGAAACAUAUAACGGUCACUUGGUCAGUUGUGACAAUUGGAUGAAUAUCAAUCUCAGAGAAGUCAUUUGCACCUCACGGGAUGGUGAUAAGUUUUGGAGAAUGCCAGAGUGCUAUAUCCGUGGUAGCACAAUUAAAUACCUUCGAAUACCUGACGAAGUCAUAGACAUGGUCAAAGAAGAUGUACAGAUGAAAUCAAGAGGUCGUGGAGAAAUGAAGGGUCGCGGUGGUCAAAAUCAAAGAGGUGGACGUGGUACUGGCAGAGGUGCCUUUGGUGGUCGUGGAGGUGGCAGAGGCCCUGCACCGUUAGGUCGUGGUGGAGGCAAUCAAGGUAACAAACCACAAAAUAAAUCACGACCUAAGUAGGAACAAUGUACAUAUUACCAUUGUACUAUAAUUAAUUUACUUUAAGUGCUCAUUGGAAUAAAAUACUUGCAAAAUA